This is a messenger RNA of Chironomus riparius, 2448 nucleotides long. NCBI's taxonomy places the organism in Eukaryota, Metazoa, Arthropoda, Insecta, Diptera, Chironomidae. The record is from the annotation of a GenBank genome assembly.
AAAUUUUUAAAAAAAUAUUAAAAUUGCUUAAUUAAAGCACUUAUAAAUAGAUUCCAUUAAUGUGGAAUCGAUAUAAACGCACAUAAGUAGUCAAAAUAUCGAAUAAUGAUGAAGAUAACAUAGAAAAAUUGUUUUAAAGGCAUAAAAUUGUGAAUUAAAAUAAGAGUAAAAGUGAGAGAUAGAAAAAAAUUAAAGUUGUGAGAAUUUUAAGUGCAUUUUGUGAUAAAUAAACGAGUUACGACGUGGAGAGAUAGUUGAUUUAAAUGUGAUCAACAUUUAAUUCAUGAUGUAAAAGGAAAAAACGUCAAUUUGACACCGAAAGAAAACAUUGAAAAUAAUAAGAAGCAGAACAAAAGAAAAGUCAAAUCAAAUAAAUAUCAAUAGUUGAUUGAGAGAAGACAGAUAUCAUAUUAGCAAUUCAUCAUGCCAUUACCGAAGCGUGUUAUAGAACCAAUUUUUGUCGCACGUUCAGUGUAUGAACGUAAUGAACUUCCAGGAGAUUUGGAGACAGUUACCAAUACGACACUUACGAAUAUAAUGAGACAAUUGUCGUCACUGGCACGACAUUCUGAGGAUUUAUUUGGAGAGCUAGCAAGAGAAACAAAUAAUAUGGCAGAUCGUGCGAAUUCAUUGCAAGGUAGAAUAGAUAGGUUAUCGAUAAAAGUGACACAACUUGAUAGUGAAGUAAAGGAUGUAUCUCUAAAGGAUAUUCAUAAAAAGAAAGCUUUUAAGAGUGCAGUUCAAUUUGAUCAAGAUAUUUUCUCUCGUGCCACAAUGCCAACGGCAAUGCUUGAGACAUAUCAAACGUGCGAUAAACCACCACCUUUAGAUAAACUAAAUUGCUAUCGUGACGAUGGUAAAGAUGGCUUAAAAUUCUACACAGAUCCAAAUUAUUUCUUUGAUUUAUGGCGACAAGAUAUAUUGCAAGAAACUGAGAGAAUGAAGAAUGAUCGCUAUAAACAAAAGCAUAAGCAAAAACCGGAAACGAGUAGUGGUGGAAAGCGGCAAAAUAAGCGACCAAGACAACCAACGAAUACGCGUGAAAAGCAAAGACAAAUAGCAAUUGGACAUGGGGAAACAUUGAUGCCAAAUAAUGUAAUAUAUCGAACACCAAAUUCAAUUGUAAAUCAACAAGAAGUUCCAAUUUAUAGUACUACUGACUAUUUCGAUGGACGACCUAAUCGUCCAAAUUCAAUUGAGUUAAGACGUAGCUAUCCGGAAGGUGGAUCAGAUGGAUACGCACCGCCAUCCCCACAUUAUCAACAGCAACAGCAAAUGAAUUAUCAACAGCAAAUGAACGAUGACUCAGCUUAUAAUUCUUCCAUGUAUGGUCAACCUCAACAAAUUGAAAGUCCUUAUGCACCAGGAACUCCAUCAAGAGGCGGUAAAAUCAGGCCAACACAGCCACCACCCGCACCUCCUUCAUCAAACUCAAAUUCAGGCACUCCAAAUGCAUCAAAUGCUAAUACACCAACUCGAGGACGAAGUAUGAGUCAAGGACGUGAUGUUUUACCUCCUCCACCGCCAAUUCCAAGCAACAUUUCGUCACCGCUUCAAGUUGCCACUAAUGGGGGCAUAAUGAGGCAACAAGGACGAACUUCGAUUAAUCAGCGAGGAGACUCUCCACAGCGUAAUGAUUUGAAUAAUCAUGUUAUGGCACAGUUAAAUAGUCAAAUUAACAAUAUUGAUAUUAAUGAUCUUCCGCCACCGCCACCAGUUCCUCAAUAUCAAAUGUCACCACCACAUAGCGCAACGAAUAUUCCAUCCAAUGCUCCUCCCGCGCCACCGAUGGCACCUCCACCUCCAGCAAUGCUGAAUGGAAAUUUAUCAAAUGGAAUCGCAAAUAAUAAGCCAAGUAAUAUUAUCACGCCACCUAAUCAUGCUGGCCUAUUAAAAGAAAUAGAAACAGGCGUUUCGUUGCGUAAAGUUGAGCCACAACAAAACCGUUCUACAUACAAUCAAGGAGAUUUGAUGCGAGAAAUUCGUGAAGGCAUUAAAUUACGUAAAGUUGAGCAAAUGCGUGACGACAUUCGUCAUCAAAAGCAAUCCAAUUUACAUGAUGUUGCUUCAAUCCUUGCUCGUCGCGUUGCAAUUGAGCUGUCUGAUUCGGAUAGUGAUAGCGACGAUAGUGACGAAGAAUGGAUGGAACCAAAUGAAACAUCUGCUUGACCAAGCGAGAAAUCUGAAAAGUCAAAAGGUGAACACAAAAAGAAAUAGUUUUCACUGUUUCGUGGUAAGAGUACGAGUGAUGGAAAUUGACCUAAAUUAAAUAUCCUAAGUAUUAAGAAUAUACUCCAUUGCUCACAAUCAAGCAUUUUUCUGUACUUUGCAUCGAAAUGAUAAAUUAUCUAUUAGGAUGUACAUGCAAUGCAUUCAUUAAAAAGACACACACAUACACACAUUUAUAGGAAAAAAUAAUAAUAAUAUUUUAUAUUGUGAAGAAUCUUC